UUCGCUGUCUGAUGGUGAUGUCAUGUCCCUCCUCAGGGUGUCUCUCCAGGUUUGAGGACUCUAAAAAUACCCGGAGGUGUCAGAGCGGCUGUGGAGCCCCGGGUCCGGCUGUCGGGGUGGGGUAGAUGGGGGUGUCCUGGUUGGGGGUGUCCAGCGUGUCUCCACCCCCCUGUUCCGCGCCGACCAAUGAUCUGCGGUCUCGGUAUCCUGCGGCUCGGAGGAUGCCCGGGCCGCAGUAGUAUAUGGUCAUGGCAGGGGCAUUCCUGGGAGUCCUGCGCAGUGACGCCGAGCCUUUAAACCUCGCUUCACGCUCCCGCAGCUGCACAGCCCCACUCUGUCCACGACGCCACCCGCGUGUGACCACAGCCAAGCCAGCCGGAGGACAAAAGCAGACUAUUCUUCACUCUUCCUCCCGAGCCUCCGCUUUCUCUGAGAGUGUGAGCCACAGGAGUGACCUCGGGUCUGCAUGCGCGCCUCUUUACGCACAGCUCCGUGAAGCUCCCUCCCCGCGCGCUGGGCACUGCCCCUCCGCUUCCACUGCCCCCCGUUUCUCUUUUUUUUCUGCCUUUCCUUCUCUUCCCACUGCGCUCGGUUCUAUAAAAGGCAUGUCCAUGAUGAGCAACAACAGCUACUUGGAGCCCCAGCAGUUCUACCAGAGCACCGCGGACAUCGGCGAGGAGGAGGAGGAGGAGAUGCCGGCCACCGAGAAGGACCUAGCCGAGGACGCCCCGUGGAAGAAGAUCCAGCAGAACACCUUCACUAGGUGGUGCAACGAGCACCUGAAGGUGAUCAACAAACGCAUCAACGACCUACAGAAGGACCUAAGCGAUGGGCUAAAGUUAAUAGGGCUGCUGGAGGUGCUAAGCCAGAAAAAGAUGUACCGGAAGUACCACAGCAGACCCAACUUCAGGCAGAUGAAGCUGGAGAACGUGUCCGUGGCGCUGGAGUUCCUGGAAAGGGAGCACAUCAAAUUGGUCUCCAUCGACUCCAAAGCCAUCGUGGAUGGGAAUCUGAAGCUGAUCCUGGGUCUUAUCUGGACCCUGAUCCUCCACUACUCCAUCUCCAUGCCCAUGUGGGAGGACGAGGAUGACGAAGACGCCAAGAAACUGACUCCUAAACAGCGUCUGCUGGGCUGGAUCCAGAACAAGGUGCCCCAGCUCCCCAUCACCAACUUCCACCGAGACUGGAGGGACGGCAAGGCGCUGGGAGCUCUGGUGGACAACUGCGCCCCCGGUCUGUGUCCCGACUGGGAAACAUGGGAUCCCAGUCAGCCAGUGGAGAACGCCCGGGAAGCCAUGCAACAGGCUGACGAUUGGCUGGGAGUGCCACAGGUGAUUGCUCCUGAGGAGAUCGUUGAUCCUAAUGUGGAUGAGCACUCUGUGAUGACCUACCUGUCUCAGUUCCCUAAAGCCAAACUGAAGCCCGGUGCCCCCUUGAGGGCCAAAUCGCUACACCCCAAGAGGGCUAAGGCCUACGGACCAGGUAUCGAGCCUCGAGGUAACAUGGUUCUGAAACCAGCAGAGUUCCUGGUGGAGACGGUGGAGGCUGGACUGGGAGAAGUUCUAGUUUAUGUGGAGGAUCCAGAGGGACACACAGAAGAGGCCCGAGUCAUCCCCAACAACGACAAGAACCGAACCUACUCUGUGGUCUACCUGCCCAAAGUGGAGGGGCUUCAUAAAGUAAAGGUGUUGUUUGCUGGUCAGGACAUCGACAGAAGCCCCUUCAUUGUAAAUGUUUCAAAAGCCAUGGGCGGCGACCCAACCAGAGUUCAGGCCCGCGGGCUGGGACUGCAGCCAACGGGAAAUGUGGCCAACAAACCUACAUACUUUGAUAUUUACACUGCAGGAGCGGGUGCUGGAGAUGUGGGCGUCAUCAUUGUGGACUCAAAUGGCCGCAGGGAUACAGUGGAGAUUGUCCUGGAGAACAGAGGCGACAGUGUAUUUCGGUGCACCUAUGUCCCUGUCCUGGAGGGACCUCAUGUCGUCUGUGUGACUUUUGCUGGGCAGCAGAUUCCCAGAAGUCCUUUCACUGUCCACAUCUCCGAAGUUUCACAGAGUGUCCCUCCUCCUGGGUCUCCAGUGCAGAUUGUACCUCAGUCCAUACGCACCCCACCUGCUGACAAGACCAGGAGAGCUCCUCCUCCAACACCACCCAAACCCAGGCGACCAACCUGUAACCCAAACGCCUGCAGAGCAUCUGGCAGAGGUCUGCAGCCGAAGGGUCUGAGAGUGAAAGAAUUGGCAGAUUUCAGAGUUUACACCAAAGGAGCCGGCAGCGGGGAGCUCAAAGUCACCGUAAAAGGACCAAAGGGCCUGGAGGAGUCUGUGAAUGUGCUUGAGAUGGAAAAUGGCCUGUAUGAGUGUAAUUAUUACCCCGUCAUGGCAGGAAAGUACAUCGUAACCGUCACUUGGGGCGGACACAGCAUCCCUCGCAGCCCAUUUGAAGUUUAUGUCAGUGAGGAGGCAGGGCUUCAGAAAGUGAGAGCCUGGGGUCCAGGUCUGGAGACCGGUAUGGUGGGGAAGAGUGCUGACUUUGUGGUGGAGGCCAUUGGAACUGAAGUGGGAACUCUCGGUUUCUCUAUCGAGGGGCCCUCCCAGGCUAAGAUUGAGUGUGAUGAUAAAGGCGAUGGAUCGUGUGAUGUUCGAUACUGGCCGACUGAACCAGGCGACUAUGCCGUCCAUGUUAUUUGUGAUGACGAGGACAUCAAGGACAGUCCCUUCAUGGCCCACAUCCUCCCUGCUGCCAGUGUCAUCUUCCCUGAGAAGGUGAAAUGUUACGGUCCAGGUCUGGAGCCUUUGGGCUGCAUUGUUAACAAACCUGCUGAUUUCACCAUUGAUACCCAUGGAGCUGGCAGAGGAGAGCUGAAGCUCUAUGCUCAGGAUUCAGAUGGUUUCCCCAUUGACGUCCAGAUCACAGAUAAUGGAGACAGCACCUACUUCUGUGUUUACAUUCCCACAAAACCCAUCAAACACACCAUUAUCGUCACCUGGGGUGAAGUCAACGUCCCCAACAGCCCAUUCAGGGUGACUAUCGGAGAGGGCAGCCAUCCAGAGAAUGUGAAAGUUUACGGUCCAGGUGUGGAGAAGACAGGACUGAAGGCCAACGAGCCGACUUACUUCACUGUGGACUGCAGUGAAGCCGGACAGGGUGAUGUCAGCAUUGGCAUCAAGUGCGCUCCAGGUGUAGUCGGACCUGCCGAGGCUGACAUCGACUUUGACAUCAUCAAGAACGACAACGACACAUUCACAGUGAAGUACAUGCCUCCGGGUCCCGGACAGUACACCAUCAUGGUGCUGUUCGCUGAUCAGGAAAUUCCUAUUAGCCCCUUCAGAAUAAAGGUGGAUCCUUCCCAUGAUGCAGCCAAAGUCAGGGCAGAGGGACCUGGACUCAACAGGACAGGGGUGGAGGUGGGUAAGCCCACCCACUUCACCAUUUAUACAAAGGGAGCUGGUAAAGCCAAACCUGAGGUCCACUUCACCGGAGCAACUAAAGGUGAUGCCGUCCGAGACUUUGAGAUCAUCGACAACCAUGACUACUCAUACACUGUCCGCUACACGGCGGUGCAGCAGGGGAGCAUGUCCAUCAUUGUGUGUCAUGGAGGAGACCCCAUCCCAAAGAGUCCAUUCACCAUCAUUGUGGCCCCCCCACUGGACCUCAACAAGGUCAAAGUUCAGGGACUGAACAACAAAGUAGACGUUGGGAAGGAUCAGGAGUUCUCCAUCUGUACUCAAGGUGCUGGAGGUCAGGGCAAACUAGACGUGAAGAUCACCUCCCCUUCUCGUCGACCAAUCCCCUGCAAGGUAGAGUCGGGCACAGCCAAUGAGGUUCAUACAGUGAAGUACAUUCCUCCUGAGGAAGGACCAUACAGAGUGGACAUCAGCUACGAUGGGAACCCUGUCCCAGGAAGUCCAUUCACUGUGGAGGGCAUCAUGCCCCCUGAUCCUUCAAAGGUGCGAGCCUACGGUCCAGGCCUUCAGGGUGGUGUGGUAGGCAAACCAGCCCCCUUUGCCAUUGACACAAAGGGUGCUGGUACUGGUGGUCUGGGUCUGACAGUGGAGGGGCCGUGUGAGGCCAAGAUUGAAUGCCAGGACAAUGGUGAUGGAUCCUGCUCUGUGUCCUACCUGCCGACUGAGCCUGGUGAAUACGCCAUCAACAUCCUGUUUGCAGACCAGCACAUCCCCGGUUCCCCCUUCAAGGCUGUGGUCCAGUCAGUGUUUGACCCCAGCAAGGUGACAGCCAGCGGCCCCGGGCUGGAGCAAGGCAAGGUCAACGAGGCUGGAACCUUCACGGUGGACUGCUCCAAAGCCGGAGAGGAUGAGCUCACCAUCGAGAUCAUCUCUGACUCUGGGGCCAAAGCUGAAGUUCACAUUCAGAACAACAGUGAUGGGACCUACUCCAUCACAUAUAUACCCCAGUGCCACGGCAUGUACACCAUCACCAUUAAAUAUGGAGGACACAUGGUGCCAAAGUUCCCCAUUCGCUUGCAGGUGGACCCAGCUGUUGACACCAGCGGAGUGAAGGUCUAUGGACCAGGAGUGGAACCCAGAGGCAUCCUGAGGGAAGUAACCACUCAUUUCAUCGUGGACGCUCGAGCUCACUACAAGAGCGGUGGCAGCCAUAUCAAAACCUCGAUCUCAAAUCCGUCAGGCGCCAACACAGACGCCUACGUCACCGACAAGGGAGAUGGGACAUACAAAGUCGAGUACACACCGUAUGAGGACGGUUUACAUCUGAUUGAAGUUCUUUUGGAUGACAUCUCGGUGCCAAAGAGUCCGUUCAGGGUGUCCGUGAGCGAGGGUUGUGAUCCCAGUCGAGUCCAAGCCUACGGUCCAGGUUUGGAGGAAGGACUGGUGAACAAACCAAACCAAUUCACUGUUGAGACCAGAGGUGCUGGCACUGGGGGACUUGGCCUGGCCAUUGAGGGUCCAUCAGAGGCAAAAAUGUCAUGUAAGGACAACAAAGAUGGCAGCUGCAGUGUGGAGUAUAUCCCCUUCACACCUGGAGAAUAUGACGUCAAUAUCACCUUUGGAGGCUUACCGAUCCCAGGGAGUCCAUUCCGGGUCCCAGUGCGAGAGCUGGUUGAUCCCAGUAUGGUGAGGUGUUCAGGUCCUGGCCUUGGAAGUGGAGUCCGGGCUCAUGUUCCUCAGACUUUUACUGUAGACAGCAGCAAGGCAGGGGUGGCUCCCCUGUCAGUUCAGCUAUAUGGACCAACAGGUGUAGCUGAGCCACUCAACAUCACAGAUAAUGGUGAUGGCACUCACACGGUCAACUAUACUCCUGCCAACGAUGGACCAUAUACGGUGUGCGUAAAGUAUGCCGACCAGGAAGUGCCCCGGAGUCCUUUUAAAAUCAAGACGUUACCGGCUCAUGAUGCUAGCAAAGUUCGAGCCAGUGGUCCCGGUCUGAAUGCAUCUGGGGUUCCAGCCAGCUUGCCAGUGGAGUUCACCAUUGAUGCCAGAGAUGCUGGAGAAGGACUGCUCACCGUCCAGAUUCUGGGUCCAGACGGCUGCAGUCGCGAGGCUUCAUUGUUUGUGGAAGACUGGGGCAGGAGGGUGUGGGAGACUCACAUAGUAAAGAAAACCAUCCCCUUCAGUAUUCUUAGGAGAGGCUCUGAUCCAGAGGGAAAACCCAAGAAGGCAACCAUUCGAGACAACAGAGAUGGGACUUACACAGUGUCCUACGUGCCGGACAUGGCGGGCCGCUACACCAUCACCAUCAAAUACGGAGGAGAUGAGAUCCCGUACUCACCUUACCGGAUCCACGCCCUGCCCACCGGAGACGCCAGCAAGUGUCUGGUCACAGUGUCGAUUGGAGGACACGGACUCGGUUCAGGAAUUGGACCAACCAUCCAGAUCGGAGAGGAAACAGUCAUCACCGUGGAUGCAAAGGCUGCAGGGAAAGGUAAAGUCACCUGUAAGGUGUCAACGCCGGACGGAGCGGAGUUGGAUGUGGAUGUAGUGGAGAACGCAGAUGGGACGUUUGAUAUUUAUUACACGGCUCCAGAGCCAGGGAAGUACGUCAUCACCAUCCGCUUCGGAGGGGAACACAUUCCUAACAGCCCCUUCCAUGUCGUGGCAAGUGAUACCAUCCCAAUAAUAGAGGAACCAUGUGACAAGCUUCAGUUACAGCAGCCCUACUCUCCCUAUGCGGCCUUCUCCCCUCAAUGGGCUACCGAUGAUCCCGUCAGCCCUGUGGAUGGGCUGGAGCCGAUGCUGCGUCCCUUCAGUCUGGUCAUUCCCUUUACGGUGCAGAAAGGAGAGAUCACAGGUGAAGUCCGCAUGCCUUCUGGCCGAACGGCCCGACCUCACAUCACCGACAACAAGGACGGGACAGUUACUGUGAAGUACUCGCCAACUGAACGAGGCCUCCAUGAGAUGGACAUCAAAUACGAUGGCAACCACAUCCCAGGAAGUCCACUCCAGUUCUAUGUUGAUGCUAUUAACAGUGGUCAUGUGACAGCAUACGGUCCCGGCCUGAGCCACGGCACCAUGAACCGACCAGCUACUUUCACUAUAGUUACAGAAGAUGCUGGAGAAGGAGGUUUGUCUCUGGCAGUUGAAGGUCCAUCCAAAGCAGAGAUCAGCUGUAAAGACAACAAGGACGGGACAUGCACAGUGUCCUACCUGCCCACCGCACCUGGAGACUACAACAUCAUCGUCAAGUUUGAUGACAAACACAUCCCUGGCAGCCCCUUCACCGCCAAGAUUACUGGUGACGACUCUAUGAGAACAUCCCAGCUUAACGUUGGCACGGCAACAGAUGUUUCCUUAAAAAUUAUGGAGACGGACCUGAGCAGCCUGACCGCGACGAUCAGAGCUCCGUCAGGAAACGAGGAGCCCUGCCUGCUGAAGAGGCUGCCCAACAGACAUAUCGGAAUAUCCUUCACACCAAAGGAAGUUGGUGAACACGUGGUCAGUGUGAAGAAGAACGGGAAACAUGUGACCAAUAGUCCAUUUAAGAUCAUGGUGGGUCAGUCGGAGAUCGGAGAUGCCAGCAAGGUGAAGGUUUACGGUCAGGGGCUGGUGGAGGGACACGUGUUCGAGGUGGCCGAGUUCAUUGUGGACACAAGGAAUGCAGGUUAUGGAGGUCUGGGUCUGUCCAUCGAGGGUCCCAGUAAGGUGGACAUCAACUGUGAGGACGUGGAGGACGGGACAUGUAAGGUCACCUACUGUCCCACAGAACCAGGAAACUACAUCAUCAACAUCAAGUUCGCCGACCAGCAUGUGCCAGGAAGUCCGUUCACGGUGAAGGUGUUUGGUGAAGGUCGGAUGAAAGAGAGCAUCACCCGGAAACGUCAGGCACCCUCCAUUGCCACCGUGGGCAGCACGUGUGACCUCAACCUCAAAAUACCAGGAAACUGGUUUCAGAUGGUUUCGGCUCAGGACCGUUUGACCCGGACGUUCACCCGCAGCAGCCACACCUACACCCGGACCGAGCGAACGGAGAUCAGCAAAACCCGAGCCGGAGAGACCAAGAGGGAGGUGCGGGUGGAGGAGAGCACGCAGGUCGGAGGCGAUCCCUUUAGAGACGUAUUUGGAGAUUUUCUAGGGCGAGAGAGUCUUAGUGGCUUCAGCGGGAUGCCGACCGGCAGCCGACAGCCGCUGCAGAACGGUGAGGCAGCUAACCAGGAGAUGACGGCUCAGGUGACGAGUCCUGGAGGAAAGACAGAGGACGCAGAGAUCAUUAAAGGAGAGGAGAGCACCUACAGCGUCCGCUUCAUCCCUCAGGAGAUGGGACCUCACACUGUCAACGUCAAAUACCGGGGCCAGCACGUCCCUGGGAGCCCCUUCCAGUUCACUGUGGGGCCCCUGGGAGAGGGAGGGGCCCACAAGGUCAGAGCAGGAGGCACUGGACUGGACCGCGGAGUGGCAGGAAUCCCAGCGGAGUUCAGUAUCUGGACCAGAGAGGCUGGUGCUGGAGGUCUCUCUAUUGCUGUAGAAGGACCCAGCAAGGCUGAGAUAACAUUUGAAGACAGGAAAGAUGGAUCCUGUGGAGUUAUUUACGUAGUGCAGGAACCUGGUGAUUAUGAGGUCUCCAUCAAAUUCAAUGAUGAACAUAUCCCAGACUCCCCCUUUACCGUCCCCAUCGCCUCGCUGUCAGAUGACGCUCGCCGCCUCACCAUCACCAGCCUGCAGGAGAUGGGUCUGAAGGUGGGUCAGGAGGCCUCCUUUGCAGUGCAGCUCAAUGGAGCAAGAGGGCUAAUUGAUGCCAAGAUCCACACGCCAUCAGGAGCCACCGAAGAGUGUUACAUCACUGAGCUGGACAGCGAUCAGCAUGCUAUCAGGUUCAUCCCAAAGGAGAAUGGAGUUCAUUCUAUAGACGUUCGUUUUAAUGGCAGCCAUGUCCCCGGCAGUCCCUUCAAGAUCAGAGUAGGAGAACCGGGUCAGGUCGGAGAUCCAGGAAUGGUGUCUGCGUUUGGGUCAGGUCUGGAGGGAGGAACCACAGGCAUGGCAUCAGAGUUUAUUGUCAAUACUUGUAACGCCGGCUCAGGAGCACUGUCCGUGACAAUUGAUGGCCCAUCAAAGGUUAAGAUGGAUUGUCAGGAGUCUCCUGAGGGGUAUAAGGUUUCCUACACACCUAUGGCUCCUGGAAGCUACCUGAUCUCCAUCAAGUAUGGAGGACCCCAGCACAUUGUAGGCAGCCCCUUCAAGGCCAAAGUAUCAGGACCUCGUCUGUCAGGUGGCCACGGUUUGCAUGAGACGUCGUCUGUUCUUGUGGAGACCGUCAGCAAGUCAGUAGCGAUGGGCAGCCCUUUUGCCUCUCUGCCUAAAUUUUCCUCAGAUGCCAGUAAAGUCAUCUCCAGAGGUGCCGGCCUUUCAAAGGCCUUCAUUGGUCAGAAGAACACCUUCACAGUCGACUGCAGUAAAGCAGGCACAAACAUGUUGAUGGUCGGUGUCCACGGGCCGAAGACACCCUGCGAGGAAGUGUACGUCAAACACAUGGGCAACAGGAUGUACAAUGUCACGUAUACUGUUAAAGAGCAGGGCAGCUACAUCCUCAUUGUGAAGUGGGGAGACGAGAACGUCCCCGGCAGUCCGUUUCAUGUCACAGUCCCUUAAAACUGAACUCUUCACUGUCCAAGACUGGAUUAAAAUGUGAUCUGCAUUAUCUGGACUAGUUUAUUUUCUUGAUGACAGAUUUUCUGUUAGUAUUUCUGAAGAUAUGCAGCACUCAGAGGUCCAGAGGUGUCUGAGGUCACCAUGAAGGGGAGACUGCAUACAUUUCCAUCUUUUUUUGUGUGUCCACUUCUCUGAACUUUUUCAUCACACCUCAUAUUUAGUGAAAAAUUCAAGCUGCAAGUUGCUCUUUUGCUCCCACAAACCAAACAAUUCAGAAGUUAGCUUAAACAGAAGAAACAGUUUUAACGUCAGUGAGGGGGGAAAAGUGCUUCCGAGUCCUUUAUUUCUUAUCUCCAUCUGUAAAAACAGGAAACUAUAAACUUUCUCUAAGAAUCCUUAUUUCUUACUGAUGCUCAUCCGAUAACCACGAACACUUCAGACCCUUGGACUGUCUGCACUCCAGCCAUGGUGACUAUCGUCCAAAAAUCUGAUUGGUCAGUAGAUGGUGAACGCUUACCUGCAACAAAACCUGGAGCAACUUUGGUCUGUAGCAUCAGUUACCAUGGUGACAUACCACCUUUAUAACCCUGAAAAGACAGAGUUAAACCCAAAGUUAGCUUGAUAACUACAGAUCCCUAAAAGCAUUCAUGUUUUCUCAUGGAUGAGUUUAAUGUCUUUCGAAGAUAUUCUGAGUGAAAAAUGGUGUUUAGUUAGCCUCAGCAGGCAAAGUCUCCCCUUCCUCAGCAUUCAGUUUCAGGUGAGCGAGAGACUAUCUUCCCUCCAUGUUGAAUCAGAUGCACUCAGCAGGUCUCUGUAUGUCAGGGUUUGUGCCAGAUCGCUCAUGUGGCGUAGGCCCAGUUGUGGGAUGUGGAAUGAUCAAGAUGAGCUGGGCUGUGACGUUAACAAACUCUUCUGUUUUUAUUUAUCCUGCAGCAUUUUUCUCUCCUUUGAUUUUCUUUGACAGAAAAUGGUCUUACUGUUGAGAGAAGCAGGUGAUGAUGGAUUUUUUUUUUUUUUAAACCACAGGAAGGAAGUGAAGUGGCGUUUCCUUUGUGAAUGUUGGAAAAACAGUAGCAGAUAUUAGAGUGACAUUUUAUAGUGAUUUUAUAUGUAUGAGUGAAGCAAAGUUUAAGUGUUUGAUAUGUUAACCUUCUGUAUUGCGACACUGUGCAGGCAUAAUAAAAGUUUAUCUGUGAAAUCUCUCAUCUCAUUUUCAUGAUGGAGAA
Molecule: messenger RNA, 10285 nt
Organism: Maylandia zebra (zebra mbuna)
Lineage: Eukaryota; Metazoa; Chordata; Actinopteri; Cichliformes; Cichlidae
Product: filamin-C
Biological process (GO): actin cytoskeleton organization
Molecular function (GO): actin filament binding
Source: RefSeq, a predicted model, not a curated record